This is a messenger RNA of Hyla sarda, 4193 nucleotides long. RefSeq lists its product as uncharacterized. Bases 436 to 3807 code for a protein of 1123 amino acids. The transcript is spliced from 2 exons. Gene Ontology annotation, biological process: DNA integration. The record is from RefSeq and is a predicted model, not a curated record. Gene Ontology annotation, molecular function: nucleic acid binding. Lineage: Eukaryota; Metazoa; Chordata; Amphibia; Anura; Hylidae.
UUAGAUGGAAAGACAAAGGUGACUCUUCCUACCCUCAUAGAAUGUGAUGAGAUACCAGACGACAGGUCAGAGAUCCCCACACCUGAAGUUGCUCGUCAUCACCCCCAUCUGGUGCGAAUAGCAGACCAGAUACCAGCACUAGAUCCAGAUGCUGCAAUCAUCCUUCUACUUGGGAGAGAUAUCCUCAAAGUGCACAAAGUCAGAGAACAGUACAAUGGGCCACACAAUGCACCAUUUGCACAACGCCUUGAUCUCGGAUGGGUCAUCGUUGGAGAAGUGUGUCUAGACGGACUCCACAAACCAGAAAAGGUAAAUGUCUACAGAACACAUCUGUUACAGAAUGGUCGUACAUCUUGUCUUUGCCCAUGUACCAACAGUCUACACAUUAAAGAGAGACUUGUAAACCCAACACAUCAUCGGAGUAUCCAGAGGUGCAUGGAAGACUUAGCCUCAACUGGAGAUACAGAUGAACUGGGCGGUAAGGUGUUUGAAAGAACACGAGAUGACGACAAGCUAGCACCCUCUGUGGAAGAUACUCUCUUCCUUGAGAUCAUGGACAGAGAAGUCUUUAGAGACAAAUCAGGCAGCUGGGUAGCCCCUCUACCCUUCCGGUCACCACGCCAUCGCCUUCCUGACAACAAGGUACAAGCAGAGAAACGCUUCACCUCGUUGCAGCACAUGCUACAAAGAAAGCCAAAUAUGAAGAAACACUUCCAAGCCUUCAUGCAGAAGAUCUUUGAUAACGAUCAAGCUGAAAGGGCACCACCACUACAAGAGAACCAAGAACACUGGUACUUACCAAUAUUUGGGGUGUACCAUCCUCAGAAACCAGGCCAGAUACGCGUAGUAUUUGACUCUAGUGCGAAGCACAAAGGCAUCUCACUAAAUGAUGUCCUUCUCAGCGGACCUGACCUGAACAAUACACUCCUUGGAGUACUCAUCAGGUUCAGAAAAGAACUCAUAGCAGUGACAGCAGACGUACAACAGAUGUUCUACUGUUUCCUUGUUCGUGAAGAUCACAGAGACUACUUAAGGUUCCUGUGGUAUACAGACAACGACUUUAACAAAGAAAUCACAGAGUACAGGAUGAAGGUACAUGUGUUUGGAAACAGCCCUUCUCCAGCUGUAGCUAUCUACAACCUGAGACGAGCAGCACAGCAAGGUGAAAGACAUGGUCAAGAAGCCACACAGUUCGUCAUGAAGAACUUCUACGUAGAUGAUGGACUUGCUUCUUUCUCCAACAACGAAGAAGCUAUCAACGUCCUGAAAAGUACAAGAGAAAUGUUGGCAGAAUCCAACAUAAGACUGAACAAGGUAGCUUCCAACAGCAACAGAGUCAUGGAAGCAUUUCCAAUGGAAGACCGUGCUAAAGACCUCAAAGACUUGGAUCUAGGAACAGAAUCACCACCCUUGCAAAGAAGUCUUGGGAUUAGUUGGGACCUGAAGACUGACAGUUUCACCUUCAGGGUCUCCAGAGAAGAGAAGCCAUUCACAAAAAGAGGUGUCCUAUCUACAGUCAACAGUCUUUACGACCCCCUGGGGUUCGUAGCACCCAUCAUCAUGCAAGGCAAAGCUCUUUUGAGACAGAUCACUACUGAGCAAGAACAAAGUGACUGGGACAUACCUCUACCUGAAGAGAAGGAAAUGCAGUGGAAGUUGUGGAAAGACUCAUUGUUAGAGCUUGAACAACUCAACAUCCCUAGACCAUACGUAUCUGUUUCCUUGUCUGCUACAAAGAGAAGAGAAAUAUGCAUAUUCUCUGACGCCUCCACUAUGGCUAUCGCAUCUGUCGCCUACCUUAGGGUAAUAGACACUGAGGGACAAAGCUAUGUCGGGUUCCUCAUGGGAAAAUCUAAGCUGGCUCCCAGACCGGCUCACACUGUCCCACGUCUAGAACUUUGUGCUGCUGUCUUAGCUGUGGAAAUGGCAGACAUGAUUACAACAGAACUGGACAUCGAGAUCCAUGCAAUUAACUUUUAUACAGACAGCAAGAUUGUGUUAGGAUAUAUUCACAAUGCUUCAAGAAGAUUUUAUACAUACGUGGCCAACAGAGUGACACGUAUCAGAAAGUCUACAAGUCCAGAACAGUGGCAUUACAUCAGCACUGACAAGAACCCCGCUGAUCAUGGGACAAGACUAGUGCCAGCCGCUGCGCUCAAGCAAACUAACUGGUUUGUAGGUCCAUCCUUUCUUCGUAAACCAGAAACCAAAGAAAAUACUCAGGUAGAGACCUUUCAGCUCAUAGAACCAGAUCAAGACAAAGAGGUAAGACCUCAAGUGACAGUUUGUAGGACUAUAGUUACAAGAGACAGUCUGGGCGCUCAUAGAUUUGAAAGGUUUUCCAGCUGGAAGUCGCUGACCCGUGCAAUCGGAAAACUUAUCUGUCUAGCCAGAUCCUCCUGCAGAGCUACCAAUACUGAUCAGCAUAGCAAUGACCACCUUGAACAAGCCAAGGUCACGAUCAUCAGAUGCAUCCAGCAGGAAGUCUUUAAAGAAGAAAUCCAAAGCCUUAUGAAAAAGGAAGAGAUUUCUCGACACAAUACGCUAAAGAAGUUGAACCCUAUCCUCGACGAAGAUGGAGUGUUAAGAAUUGGAGGUCGCUUGUCGGCAGCAGAUACAACUAUCCAAGAGAGACAUCCCUUCAUCAUACCCAAAAAUCAUCACAUCGCUCUUCUUCUGGUGAGACAUUAUCACGAGCAAGUCGCACAUCAAGGUCGACACUUCACUGAAGGAGCGGUACGGUCAGCAGGGUUGUGGAUCAUAGGAGGUAAGAGACUAGUCUCCAGUGUGAUCAGCAAAUGCGUGACCUGCAAGAAGAUUAGAGGGAAACUUGAAGUUCAGAAGAUGUCAAACUUACCUGCGGACAGACUUUCUUCAGAUCCUCCAUUCACUCACGUAGGUCUAGACGUUUUUGGCCCUUGGAACAUCUCUUCUCGCAAGACCAGAGGAGGCAGUGCCGAGAGUAAACGUUGGGCUGUUCUGUUCUCCUGCCUGAGUACCAGAGCAGUUCACAUUGAAGUGAUUGAAUCUUUAUCCACUUCAAGUUUCAUCAAUGCCUUGAGAAGAUUCUUCUCUAUCCGAGGACCAGCAAAAUUGAUUCGUUCAGACCGUGGCACAAACUUUAUUGGGGCUUGCAAAGAGUUGAAGAUCAUUUCUACAGACUCUGAAACAGGUUCCUAUCUUCAAAACCAAGGAUGCACUUGGACUUUUAAUCCUCCUCACGCAUCGCAUAUGGGAGGAGCCUGGGAGAGGAUGAUAGGAGUAGCUCGUCGCAUUCUGGAUGCCAUGCUCCUGAAGGUUGGGUCUACUCGCCUCACACAUGAAGCUUUGACUACGCUAAUGGCUGAAGUCAUGGCCAUUAUGAACGCCAGACCUUUGGUUCCAGUGUCCACAGAUCCGGAGAUGCCGGCAGUCUUGACACCUGCAAUGCUGUUGACUCAGAAGAUGGAACCAGUGACAGCCCCCACAGGAGACUUUGACCUCAAGGACUUGUACACCAAGCAAUGGAAACAAGUUCAAAGUCUUGCGGACAUUUUCUGGAAGAGAUGGAGACAGGAAUACCUGGUGACACUCCAGCCACGCAAGAAAUGGCAAGAUGACAAGCCCAAUUUACAAGUUGGAGACGUUGUUUUACUGAAAGACUCUCAGGCCCACAGGAACGAGUGGCCUAUUGGACUCAUUGUGGGGACUGAUCCUAGUAGUGAUGCUAGAGUUAGAAAGGUUGAAGUUAGGAUUGUUAGACAGGGCAUUCCCAAAGUGUAUGCAAGGCCAAUUUCUGAAGUAGUUUUACUCCUGUCCAAGGGUUAGUGGCAUAACAAAAAGUAUGCCAGGUGGGGAGUGUGCUGCCUUCGCAAUGUAUUUUACAUGCUUGGCACUCAGCAGGGUCUGUUCCUUUAAGACCCUCCAUUUUCUUGAAGCCUAGAGGCGGGCCUUCUCUCUAAAGCAUAGGACUAGCUCCGGCAUGUCUCAUUCAUUCCAGCUCCAGCCACCACAGUGACCAGAUCCACAGGACUUCUUAAAGCUAAUACAGACUGCAAAUCUGAUAAAUACCAAAGCCUUUUUACCGCGCACUUUCAUUAUAUCUCAGUAAAGAUUACAUCAGUUAAGCAAACCAGCGUGUCUUUCCUUGAGAUUCGGUAUAAACUUGAUGUGAAGCUGUGUCCACGAGACAGCGGAGACAUUAUAAGUGUAGU